Messenger RNA from Carica papaya (papaya), 1099 nucleotides. NCBI's taxonomy places the organism in Eukaryota, Viridiplantae, Streptophyta, Magnoliopsida, Brassicales, Caricaceae. The record is from RefSeq and is a predicted model, not a curated record.
UCUCUUAUUUAGAAGUUCGUAUGCGAAGGAAGGAUCAAUCCAGAAACUCACUCCACAACUUCUCUCUCCUUGGCGACUCCGCAUGGCGAAAGCUGGAGCUCAAAAGACUGUCCUGCUAUUAUGCGGCGACUACAUGGAAGACUAUGAGGCUAUGGUCCCUUUCCAAGCGUUGUUAGCCUACGGAGUCUCUGUUCAUGCCGUCUGUCCCGGAAAGAAGGCCGGAGAGUUUUGCCGAACCGCUAUUCAUGAUGAUUCCGGUCAUCAGACAUAUUCUGAGUCACGAGGUCACAAUUUUACACUCAAUGCAACAUUUGAUGAAAUUGAAUUCAGCAAAUAUGAUGGGCUGGUGAUUCCAGGAGGACGGGCUCCAGAAUACCUUGCUAUGGAUUCAUCCGUCCUGAACCUUGUCAGUAAACUUUCUAGUUCCGGAAAGCCUAUUGCCUCUAUAUGCCAUGGGCAGUUGAUAUUGGCAGCUGCCGACGUAGUUAAGGGCCGAAAAUGCACAGCAUAUCCUCCGGUGAGACCUGUACUUAUUGAUGCAGGUGCUUCUUGGGUUGAACCUAAGACCAUGGCUGACUGUGUUGUUGAUGGUAAUAUUAUAACUGGUGCUACAUAUGCGGGGCAUCCUGAGUUUAUCAGCCUGUUUGUGAAGGCACUUAAUGGCACGAUAACUGGAGCAGAUAAAAAGAUUCUAUUUCUUUGUGGGGAUUACAUGGAAGACUACGAAGUGACUGUUCCUUUUCAGUCCCUUCAAGCUCUAGGAUGCCAUGUUGAUGCAGUUUGCCCCAAGAAGAAGGCUGGUGAUACCUGCCCAACUGCUGUCCAUGAUUUUGAGGGUGAUCAAACUUACAGUGAAAAACCUGGUCAUAAUUUCACCUUAACAUCCAACUUUGAUGAUGUGGAUACCUCCAAGUAUGAUGCUCUUGUCAUCCCUGGAGGUCGAGCGCCGGAAUAUUUGGCAUUGAAUGGGAAAGUAGUGGGAAUUGUCAAAGAAUUCAUGGAAUCCAGGAAGCCAGUCGCGUCCAUUUGCCACGGGCAACAGAUUUUGGCUGCCGCUGAUGUGUUGAAGGUAAAAAAAUAUUGACAUUUGUAUAUUUGC